AACGCUUUCUCUUUCUCCCCUGUUAAACCAUGGUCCCUCGAUAGUUUAUCAGACUUUCUUUAGUUAAAUUUAGACAGGGCAAUGGCGCAGAACCAUGUGGCCGGGAUGGAGGCGUCUGCCGUGUCCGUCCUGAAGCGCGCGGUGGAGCUGGACCAGAGCAGCCGCUUCCAGGAGGCUUUAGUCUGCUACCAGGAGGGGAUCCAGCUCCUCAUGGACGUCCUCAAAGCUGUUAAAGACGAGUCGAAGAGAGGACACUACAGGGACAAGAUCAGGGGCUACAUGGACAGAGCCGAGCAGAUCAAGGCUCUGGUCAACCAGAUGAAGGAAGACGGGAAGUACCACGAGCAGAUCAAGAUACCCGAGGACGCCACGGGCUACAGCUACGCAGUGCUCUUCAAACCGUACAUCAGCACCGUCCUGACGGAGGUUUGGGUGGAGGACCCGUACAUUCGUCACACCCACCAACUCUACAACUUCCUGCGGUUCUGUGAGAUGUUGCUGAAAUCCCCCUGCAAAGUGAAGAAGAUCCACCUCCUCACUUCACAGGACGAAGCUGACGGCGGCGGCGGCCAGCAGAGCGCCGCUCUGUCGGAGCUGAAGGAGAGCCUCAGAGCUCAGGGAGUCGACCUGGACCUGCAGUUCUCCUCCACCAUCCACGACCGGGAGAUCAGGUUUGACAACGGCUGGAUCAUAAAAAUCGGACGUGGGCUGGAUUACUUCAAGAGACCCAAAGGCCGCUUCUCCAUCGGAUACUGUGACUACGACCUCAGGCAGUGCCAGGAGACCACUGUAGACAUUUUCCACACAAAACACACAAAGACUUUGUGACAGUCGUGGUUCCAGAAGGUUUUUACUUUCUUAACAUUCAGACAGAACGCAGCUGGAUUUGAAAUAACAUGCACAUGCAUGAGGUAACGUUUACAACAGGAGCUUUUAUUGUUUGCUUUUUAAUAAACUAUUUGAUUAAAAAUUGUCUUAAUUAAAAAAAAAAGUGCCUUUUAAAAUAUUCCAUUGUUUUAUGUCUUUGAGUAUUUUCCAUUGUUCCAUUUGUAAUCCUGUUGGCCUCCACUGUGUCCGUCCUGAAGGGGUUUUCAGGAUCUUUGUUUUUACAUCAAUGUAUGCUUGUUUUACAGCUUUUAUUCUCCUAAAUCUGUAUUUACAACAUGAACAACACAGAUUCCUUAAAAGUAAAAACCAAACACAUGAAACCGUUCACCAUCCUGUUGAUAUUUAAUGAUCAUUGACUUUGAAUUGAUAACACUGGGAACUCCUUUAAGUUAUGUAAGACUGAGAAAAACACUGGGAUCAUAAAUACUCCUCCCACACGUGCAUGUUUUCAUCUUGAUAAGCUGCAAUAACCCCUUCAUGACGAAGCACACGUCUGUUUUUUGACUGUACAUUCAUCAAUAUUUCAUAAAUGACACAUUCACUGUACCAUUAAAGAUGUAUCAGAAAA
This is a messenger RNA of Salarias fasciatus (jewelled blenny), 1456 nucleotides long. RefSeq names its product MIT, microtubule interacting and transport, domain containing 1 (gene mitd1). The record is from RefSeq and is a predicted model, not a curated record. NCBI's taxonomy places the organism in Eukaryota, Metazoa, Chordata, Actinopteri, Blenniiformes, Blenniidae. The transcript is spliced from 7 exons. Bases 82 to 828 code for a protein of 248 amino acids.